AUACCGUCGGUAUUACCACACAUCAAAAGAAGAGACCUCUUUAGGAAACAACAUCAGCUGCAGCAGCAGCAGCUGCAUCAAUAGGGACCUAUUGAUGCACACGCUGAAACAUUGUUUUCUCAGCGUCAUAUUUCUUGCCCUGUUUUACGGAUUUACCAUCUUUCUUGUUCCUUUGAUGAAACCUCCAGUUUCUUCACGCCCCACCAUAAACACAUUUUCGGUCCCAGGAACUGAAGAUCAGGAAAGACAGAAACAGGAAAUGAAGGAUAUUCUGGCUGACCUGCAGAAUAAGAUGGACUACCUUUUUCCAUCUGCAGAUUUAUUACCAAACUUUGCACUGAAAUCACAAGGCGCAAAGGUUUUACAAUGGAUGCCAUCGGCCGUACAUCCUGGCCAAAUACAGAGAUGCAGUGGGUUUGGGUUUGCCCCAGAACGGCCAUCGAUCCACCCAGACAUUGUUAUUCAGGGGAGGACUCGCCUACACCCAGGAGAGUGCUGGGGAUUUGAAGGUUCCCAGGGACAUUUAGUCGUCGCCCUGUCCCACAGAGCUGUCAUUAGUCAAGUCACCUUGGGUCACAUUCCUAAAAUGGUGUCCCCGACUGGUAACAUCUGGAGUGCUCCCAAGGAGUUUUCUGUUUAUGGAAUGAGGGAGCCUGAACAGGAAUGGACUCACCUGGGAACUUUUAUCUAUGAGGAGGAUGGAGAUCCUCUUCAGACCUUUGAGCUACCGAACCACGAAAAAGUGGCCUUUAGCUCCGUAAAGCUUCAGAUAAAUAACAACUGGGGCCAUCCAGAUUACACCUGCCUCUACAACAUCCGAAUCCAUGGAGAGAUCGCUUAAUCAGGAUGGAUUGAAGGUAAGUAUGGACUCAGGUAAGAUUUCUCACUUUAAGUUUUUCUAAAGCUUC
Messenger RNA from Gambusia affinis (western mosquitofish), 908 nucleotides. Its product is annotated as SUN domain-containing protein 3-like. Bases 95 to 841 code for a protein of 248 amino acids. The record is from RefSeq and is a predicted model, not a curated record. Gene Ontology annotation, biological process: nuclear envelope organization. The transcript has 7 exons. Gene Ontology annotation, molecular function: protein-membrane adaptor activity. Gene Ontology annotation, cellular component: meiotic nuclear membrane microtubule tethering complex; nuclear envelope. NCBI's taxonomy places the organism in Eukaryota, Metazoa, Chordata, Actinopteri, Cyprinodontiformes, Poeciliidae.